Messenger RNA from Culicoides brevitarsis, 1464 nucleotides. RefSeq names its product serine protease inhibitor 88Ea-like. The record is from RefSeq and is a predicted model, not a curated record. Gene Ontology annotation, molecular function: serine-type endopeptidase inhibitor activity. NCBI's taxonomy places the organism in Eukaryota, Metazoa, Arthropoda, Insecta, Diptera, Ceratopogonidae.
AAUGUUUAAAACCAGUCUUAAUCGAGCAGUCAAAUUGUGCAGUUGUAAAUAAAAAGUGAAGCAAAAAUAUCAUAAAUAAUUUUUUAGCAAAGGUGUGUUGUGAACAAGAAAAUUAUAUAAGAACAGUAAAAAAAAUUGAACAAUUGACAAAGGAAUCAUGAAACACGUUUUCGCAAUAAUCGCGCUGUUAUCGCUGACCCUGGCAUGCGUUCUUGCCGCAGAUGACGACUGUCCUGCUGUGUCAGAUCAACAACCGGCAAACCUCGACACAAAAACGCGUCUUUUCAAAGGUCAACAGAUGUUUACGAUCGACUUUUUGGACAAAUUGCUCAAAGCCUCGCCCGAUUCGAAUCUCUUCUUUUCGCCAUACAGCUUGUAUCGCGUCAUGCUGCUCACCUACUUUGGCGCUCGCAACGGAACAGAAACCGCUUUAGUCGAAAGUCUCAAACUUCAUUGGGCUCAAAGCAAAAAUGAGGUUUUGACGGCUUACAAGCAAGACAAGGAGCUUCGCGUGCAAAAUAGCAAACAUGAACCAACCUUGGAGUUCGAAGCGGUUGACAAAUUUUUCUUCGACAAGGGAGUCGAGAUCAAAGAUUGCAUGGAGAAGACUUCCGAUGAAAUUGAGAGACUCGAUAUUGCAGGAAACGUUGAGGAGGCACGACUUCAUAUCAAUAAGUGGGUCGAGAAUGUCACACAUGACAUGAUUAAAGAUCUCUUGCCGCCAAAUGCGAUGGAUGGAAAAACGCAACUUGCGAUCGCCAAUGCUGCGUACUUCAAGGGCUUAUGGGAGUCAAAAUUCGAAGCGGAACACACAAAAAAGAUGCCGUUCUACGUGAACCCGGAGAAAAUUGCUUUUGUCGAUAUGAUGAGUCAAGAGGGAAGUUUCUUGUUUGCAGCGAACGAACAUUUGGGAUGUCACAUUUUGGAAAUGCCGUAUCACAAAUCAAAUUCCGCCAAUGAUGGCACGUCAUUUGUCGUAUUUUUACCGCCUUUCUCGAAAGCGAACGCUUUGGAAGACGUUUUAAGCAAAAUUACGCCUGAAUCGCUGUCACAAGCCUUGAACGAGGGACAUCCCCAAAAGGUUGACGUGAAAUUACCGAAAUUCACGAUGGAAAAAACCGUUCAAUUAGUGCCGAUCCUUCACGAAAUGGGACUUGGUGCCGUUUUAUCGCACGACGCUGACUUUUCGGGCUUUUCCGACACCACAAAGAUCACAUUUAACGAUGCCAUUCAAAAAUCCAAGAUCGAAGUUGAUGAAAGUGGAUCCCGAGCUGCUUCAGCUAGCAUCAUGUUCAGCUUCAGAUCAUCACGUCCCAUCGAACCGGUUGUUUUCCAUGCCAAUCAUCCAUUUAUGUUCAUGAUUUACGAUCAUAAGACACGUGCGAUAUUGUUCGCUGGCAUCUACAGAGGACCCGAAGCUUAAAUCUCUUGUGAGAAAAAAAUUGAAUCUCGAAAACUUAAAAA